This is a messenger RNA of Ilex paraguariensis (yerba mate), 1309 nucleotides long. NCBI's taxonomy places the organism in Eukaryota, Viridiplantae, Streptophyta, Magnoliopsida, Aquifoliales, Aquifoliaceae. The record is from the annotation of a GenBank genome assembly.
CAUCUCCUACCUCUCUCUCUCAAACAAACUCAAAACUAACACACAGAUACACAGUCGAAAGAAUAAGAGAACAAUGGGAUCUCUCUCUUCGCCAUCAGUGCUCUCUCUUCCCUCCAAGCCUACCACCCAAAUAGACCCAAACCAUCUUCUAAACCUCUUCAAAUCCCAACAAAAAUACCUUAAUCACUUCUUCCAGAACCUAGACCUUACACAAACCCUGACCUUCACGCAAACCUUGUUGAAAACCCAAGGCACCAUCUUCUUCACCGGCGUCGGAAAAUCCGGCUUCGUCGCCCAAAAGAUAUCCCAAACUCUCAUUUCCCUCGGAAUCAAAUCUGGGUUUCUCUCUCCAGUCGAUGCCCUUCAUGGAGACAUUGGCAUUCUAUCAAACCAAGAUAUUUUGGUUUUGUUCAGUAAGAGUGGCAAUACAGAAGAAUUGCUAAGGCUUGUGCCUUGUGCGAAGGGUAAGGGUGUUUUUCUGAUCUCUGUGACAUCAAAAUUGCCUAAUUCUUUGACGGGUUUGUGUGAUAUGAAUGUGCAUUUGCCUUUGGAGAGAGAGUUGUGCCCAUUUGAUCUGGCUCCGGUGACCUCGACCGCAAUACAGAUGGUUUUUGGUGAUACUGUGGCGAUUGCUUUGAUGGAUGCGAGAAACUUGACGAAGAAUGAGUAUGCAGCGAAUCAUCCAGCUGGGAGGAUUGGGAAGAGCUUGAUUUUUAAGGUCAAGGAUGUUAUGAAGAAGCAAGAAGAACUUCCAGUCUGCAGAGAAGGAGAUUUAAUAAUGGACCAACUAGUAGAGCUAACCAGUAAAGGAUGUGGAUGCCUCCUUGUCAUCGAUGGUGAGUUUCAUUUGAUAGGCACAUUCACAGAUGGCGAUUUGCGGCGCACCCUGAAAGCUAGUGGGGAAGAUAUCUUCAAGCUCACAGUGGGUGAGAUGUGCAACAGGAAUCCGAGGACAAUUAGUCCCAAUGCAAUGGCAGUGGAGGCAAUGCAGAAGAUGGAGGCUCCCCCGUCUCCCGUUCAAUUCUUGCCUGUCAUCAAUCAUGAAAACAUCUUGAUUGGUAUUGUAACAUUGCAUGGAUUGGUCUCAGCUGGUUUGUGACUUUAUCUGGAUGUACUGCAGUUGUAUCUCCUAUAUUUUGCCAUGUUGAUUCAUUGUAUUCUUUCAAGAUCCUCCUUCGAGGUUGUCUCUGUUCUUUAGGUGAUUGAUUUGUUCUAGUAGGGAAUAUAUUGGGCUAUAAUAUCUUGAUUCCCAAGGCUGUAGCAUUGGAGGAAUUUUAUCAAUUUAAUAGAUCUUUGAGAAUUACAAAUU